AUGUUCUCAACCACUGGCACUCUAUCGACAAUUAUAAAAGUCUUUAAACAACCAUUCUCUACAGCCAUGUCGUCUACUUUUGCAGGAAGAGUAAAGAUCGCUCAAGACACGCUUGCUCGCACCCCUGAAGUCAUAGCAGCCACCGCUGGCGCAUCAGACCGCUCGGACUUCAUCAAAGAGCAAUUGCCUCCUCUCGACGCUUCUCAUUGUCCUGGUCCAGGGUCAUCCACGACAGUGCGCGUUGUUGGCACAGACUCGUUCACUGCUGCCAGAGAUAUUAUGCGGAAGGAUUCUGCCGCACAUGGGAAGACGGCGGUGUUGAACCUCGCUAGUGAUGAGGUUAGGGCGGGCGGUUGGGCUCACUCGUACAGCAGAACACAGGAAGAAGCUUUAUGCUAUUCGUCGACGCUGUAUGCUACUCUGAAGGAGUCCUACUACCCGUGGCCCAACUUGGGUCCAGGAUCCGUCGCAGGAGUUUUCUCUCCAGACGUCGUCAUAUUCAAAGAUGAUCUCGACCACGACUGUGUCGAUCUUCCAGUUGAAGAACGCAGGCUAGUAUCCGUAAUCACCGUCGCCGCUCCUCGACACCCAAAGCUCACCCCGGACCGCGAGCAUUUCGCGAAGGAGGAGGACUUGGUGUACUUGCGGGGGAAGAUCAGACUGGUGUACCGGAUGGCGGCGACAUAUGAGAAGACCAAUAUCGUCUUAGGUGCAAUGGGAUGUGGCGCAUAUGGGUGUCCUCCACGCGUGGUCGCGGAGGAGAUGAAGAAUAUCUUGCUCGAGGAUGAGUUCAAGGGUUGGUUCAAGAGUAUCGUUUCCGCUGUAUAUAAGACGAACUCUGGCUCUCAUGGUCCUGCGGUGAACUACGAUAUCUUCAAGGAGGUGUUUGAUGGCUUGAAGGUCUGAAGAGUCUUUCGUCACUCCUUUGGUCCUUUGUCGUGGAAACUUUUGUACUAUGUACUGUUUUUUAUGGCUUUCAUAUUACUCGC
Molecule: messenger RNA, 989 nt
Organism: Stereum hirsutum FP-91666 SS1
Lineage: Eukaryota; Fungi; Basidiomycota; Agaricomycetes; Russulales; Stereaceae
Exons: 3
Coding region: 67-906 (279 amino acids)
Source: RefSeq, a predicted model, not a curated record